Molecule: messenger RNA, 2478 nt
Organism: Heterostelium album PN500
Lineage: Eukaryota; Evosea; Eumycetozoa; Acytosteliales; Acytosteliaceae
Gene: ap1g1
Product: AP-1 complex subunit gamma
Exons: 8
Coding region: 1-2478 (825 amino acids)
Biological process (GO): Golgi to vacuole transport; receptor-mediated endocytosis; intracellular protein transport
Cellular component (GO): AP-1 adaptor complex; Golgi apparatus; membrane coat
Molecular function (GO): clathrin-cargo adaptor activity
Source: RefSeq, a predicted model, not a curated record
AUGUCGAUAAAGUUAAGAGAUUUGAUUAAAACUGUCAGAGGUUGUAAGACUGCCGCUGAAGAGCGUGCUCAAGUCGCUAAGGAAUGUGCUGCUAUUCGUACUGCUAUUAAGGAAGAUGACAUUGAUUCACGUCAAAGAAAUGUUGCAAAAUUACUUUAUAUUCACAUGCUUGGAUAUCCAACACAGUUUGGACAGAUGGAGUGUUUGAAACUCAUUGUAUCACCAUCGUACUCUGACAAGAGAAUCGGUUAUCUUGGUUUGAUGCUUCUUCUCGAUGAGAAACAAGAAGUACUAUUACUUGGUACCAAUUGUAUGAGAAAUGAUUUGUUAAGUCCAAAUCAAUUUGUAGUCGGUAUUUCAUUGUGUGCUUUGGGUAAUGUAUGCUCACAGGCAAUGGCUAGAGACAUUGCACCGGAUGUCGAAAAGUUGCUCUCCAACACCAAUCCAUACAUCAGAAAGAAGGCUGCUCUCUGUGCAAUUCGUAUCCUCCGUAAGGUUCCCGAUCUCAUCGAGAACUACAUGCCAAAGAUCAAGCAACUUCUUUCUGAGCGUAACCACGGUGUUAUCCUCACCGCACUCACACUCAUCAUUGAAAUGGUACCACAAUUUGUUAGAAUCUUAAAGACAUUGGUACAUUCUGGAUACUUGCCAGAGCAUGAUGUCAGUGGUAUUACAGAUCCAUUCCUUCAGGUCAAGCUGUUGAGAUUGUUGAGAAUACUUGGACAACACGAUCCAGAGGCAAGCGAUACAAUGAACGAUAUGUUGGCACAGGUUGCUACCAACACUGAAGGUUCAAAGAAUGUCGGUAACGCUAUUCUCUACGAGUGCGUACAGACUAUCAUGUCGAUCGACUCUGAAAACGGUCUCAAAGUUAUGGCUAUCAACAUUCUCGGUCGUUUCCUUUUGAACCGUGACAAUAACAUUCGUUACGUUGCAUUGAACACUCUCUCUAAAGUUGUCAACACUGAUAUUCAAGCUGUACAAAGACAUAGAAAUACUAUUGUUGAAUGUUUAAAGGACCCAGAUGUAUCAAUUCGUUGUAGAGCAUUAGAUUUAAUCUAUUCAUUGGUAAAUGAAACCAAUAUUAGAGUUUUGGUUAGAGAGUUGUUGAAUUUCUUGUUGAUCUCUGACUCUCAAUUCAAACCAGAAUUGGUUGCUAAAUUAUGUAUUGUUACAGAAAAAUAUGCACCAACAAAGAGAUGGCAAGUAGAUACAAUUCUUAGAGUAAUGUUGAUUGCCGGUAACUUUAUUCCAGAUGAAGUACCAUCGAAUUUGAUUCAAUUGAUCAGUUCAAAUCCAGAUCUCUCUUCAUACGCUGUUCAAAAGCUUUAUCUUUCAUUAGUAUCCGAAUCUUCUCAACAACCAUUAUGUCAAGUAGGUUUAUGGUGUAUUGGUGAAUAUGGUGAUUUAUUGGUUGCAGAUAAAUCACAACUUCCAAAGGAAGAAGAUGGUUUGGCAAUCACUGUCUCUGAAGCACAAGUUAUCGAUCUCAUCGAUUCAAUUCUCAAGAAUGCCUCUACCAAUCAAACUACUCGUCAAUAUGCUUUGACCUCUUUAAUUAAAUUAUCAUCUAGAUUCUCUCAAUCUUCAUUAAAUCGUAUUAAGAAUAUGAUUGAUAACUUUAAGAUUAAUAUCAAUUUAGAGUUACAACAACGUGCUUGUGAAUAUUCAAGUUUGUUUGGUUUGGAUCUAAAGUCAUCGAUUCUCGACAGAAUGCCUGCCAUUGAGAAGCCAGAGGAAUCACCAGCUCAAAAGGCACAACCACAUCAACAAAAUAACAAUCACAAUCAUCAAUCAAUUAGCAACAACAAUCAUCAACAACAACAACAACAAGAACCAUUCGGUACUCUCUUGUCAGAGUUGAAUUCACCAUCCACUCCAGUUCCAACUCAAAAUCAACAACAACAACAAUCGACCAUGUCUUUACUCGAAGAUAUCUUUGGUGCUCCACCAACUCCACAAUCAAACAACAGUAACCAACAACAACCAAUGCGUUCUCCACCAACCAAUAGUAAUAAUAACGGUGGAUAUGGUGGAGCUAGUUUAUUGGAUUUGAUGGGUGAUACUCUUUCGCCAACUUCAAGUUCUUCACCUGCACCAUUGUCCGCUGCUCCACAAUCACUUGUAUUCCCAGUUUACCAGAAACACGGUCUCAACAUAUCGUAUGACUGUAGCAAACCAAACGCAGAUCAAGUCAAUCUCACUCAGGUGGUGAUGCUCGUCACCAACACACUCGCUUCACCGAUUACCAAUCUCUCGGUUAAAGCAGCCGUUCCACAAUACCUAAAGAUUCAAUUGCUUCCACCCUCUGGAACCACUGUACCACCCAACAACUCUGGUGAAGUCACUCAAAUCGUCAAGGUACUCAAUACCUUACAAGGACAAAAACCAAUUUUACUCAGAUUGAAAUUAGAUUUUACUGUGAAUGGUGAAAAUAUCAGUGAAAUUGCAGAUACUCCUUUGCCAUCCCAAUUCUAA